Molecule: messenger RNA, 648 nt
Organism: Hipposideros armiger (great roundleaf bat)
Lineage: Eukaryota; Metazoa; Chordata; Mammalia; Chiroptera; Hipposideridae
Gene: LGALS2
Product: galectin 2
Exons: 4
Coding region: 111-503 (130 amino acids)
Molecular function (GO): carbohydrate binding
Source: RefSeq, a predicted model, not a curated record
CCUUGGGGGAGUUAAUGUGUAAUACUCUAGGAUAUAACCUGGCCGGUGAGGUGAGACCCUGAGCCCAGGCCUCCAGGAGUUACUGAGAGCUGCCUCCAAGAGCUGCCGCCAUGUCGGGGAAAUUUGAGAUUACGAACAUGAACAUGAAGUUGGGGACAACCCUGAAGAUCAAGGGCAAGAUCGCUGAUGAUACUGAUAGUUUUAUCAUUAACCUGGGCCAAGGGACAGAUAAAUUGGACCUGCAUUUCAACCCACGCUUCAGUGAAUCCACCAUCAUCUGCAACUCACUGGAUGGCGAAUGGGGGCAGGAACAAAGGGAAGAUCACCUGUGCUUCAGCCCAGGGUCAGAGGUCAAGUUCACCGUGACCUUUGAGAGAGAUGAAUUUAAGGUGAAGCUGCCAGACGGGCACCAGAUGACCUUUCCUAAUAGGCUGGGCCACAGCCACCUGAGCUACCUGAGCGUGCAGGGCGGGUUUAACAUCUCCUCUUUCAAGCUUGACUGAGCAGGCAGCACCUCACCCGAAUGACGGACCCCCGGCACUGACUCCCUACCCUGAGCUUCUUCCCAGUCACACUGGACCGGCAGCCCUUGGGUCUUGGCUCCCCACCUGCAUUUACUGCCCCUCUGACCCCAUUUUCCUCUCCUAA